Messenger RNA from Saccoglossus kowalevskii, 1791 nucleotides. Its product is annotated as pre-mRNA-splicing factor syf2-like. Gene Ontology annotation, cellular component: Prp19 complex; post-mRNA release spliceosomal complex; catalytic step 2 spliceosome. NCBI's taxonomy places the organism in Eukaryota, Metazoa, Hemichordata, Enteropneusta, Harrimaniidae. The record is from RefSeq and is a predicted model, not a curated record.
ACAAAGAUGGCGUCGAAAUCAAGCGAUGCAGGGCCUUCAACCUCCACUGACAGUAGUGAAUUAUCAGCAGCAGCAAGACGAGCUGAGAGAAUGAAGAAGUUGAGAGAUUUACAUCUGAGAAGGAAUGAAGCUCGUAAAUUAAACCAUGCGGAGGUGGUAGAAGAAGACAAGCGAAGCAAACUGCCCUCAAACUUUGAAGCCAAGAGAAAAAGAGCCGAGUGGGAAUUGGAUGAUCAGAAGAAAAGAAAGGCAAGGGGAGAGGACUAUGACAGAAUAAAACUUUUAGAUAUUUCCGCGGAAGACGCUGAGAGAUGGGAAAAGAAGAAGAAAAAGAAGAAUCCGGACCAAGGAUUUGCAGGUUAUGAGCAGGCAGGUCUCAGGCAAUACCAGAGAUUAACAAAACAGAUGAAACCUGAUAUGGAGAGGUAUGAAGAUGUAAAGCAAAGAAUAGGUGAGGAUAUGUACCCUACUGUUGACACACUGCCACAGCAUGAAUACAAAGAUACAGAGGCUGGUAUUGACAGAAUGGUUAAUGAUCUGGAAAAACAAAUCGAUAAACGCAACAAAUACAGCAGAAGGAGAGCCUACAACGAUGAAGAGGACAUCAGUUACAUCAACGAGAGAAACAUGAAAUUCAACAAGAAAUUGGAAAGGUUUUAUGGACAAUAUACUACAGAGAUUAAACAGAAUUUAGAAAGAGGCACUGCUGUGUAAAAGAAUUGACACAAGUGACUGAUAUCUUAUGCCUGGUGGUUUUUUUGUGGUUUUAGAUUACACAAAUGUUGUUAUUGAAGGCGUAGAGCAUUUUGACAGUUUCUAUCAUUUCAUUACUCAUUUUCCAAACCAACUGGACAAAAUAUUGCUUUUUGCUGUUGAUGCAAAAUUUGUUUUCACAAUAGGUGUUCUCUUCUAUUGUGCAAUUAUGUAGAUUUAUUUUUUGAAAUCAGUUUAAACUCUGUUUACCAUGCCAUCUGAUCAGAAUUCGUUGCACUUACAGAAAGCCAGCAUUGCCAGUCAGUGGUUGUUUCAUGAGUAGUGAAUCUGACAGCAACAAUGAAUCCCUAAACAUGCGGUUCCAGUUUUCUAUAUAUUACAUGUCUGUAAACACGUUUUUAUUUUUUUCAAAUGUUUUUAAAAUUGUGUUCAAGUCCAUGAUAGAGAGGAAGGUGCAACAUAUGUAACUUUUGAUAAUGGAGUAGUCUAAGUCAAUAUUCUACUAGCCUUAUUAUAAUAGUUUUUAAAGGACAGAAAGGUGCAGUUGAAGGAAAUAAUGGCAUUUGUUUUGGUAUAUACUGUGCUUGCCGAGUUGUUUUUGUGAAGUUGCAAUGGGAUCUUGUCACCAGUACAGAAAUGUAUUAUUAAAAUUAUUAAUUUAAACAUUCAUCUGUAUCGUAUUUUAAAAGCACAGAUCUCUGAUCAUUUAUUCCCUUCAGCACAAAUAUAAACAUAUGCAUAUUCAAACAUGCAUGCACAGGAUUCCUUGUCACGAAGACGGCAAAUCGCCUUGCCCCUGUAAGUGGACUAGCACCUCAGUAUGUCUCACACCCCAAAGAAAGUCAUCUCCAAAAAUGACUGAUGAACACAGAACAAAAACAUGAUAAAGUCUUGUAGCUUUAUUUACAUUUGAAAUGCACUAUUACAUAACAUGGAGAGAAGUUUUGUUAUCUUAAACAAUUUUCAAUUGUUCUGUGAAUGGCAUGUAGCAGACUUUUGCAUAACAUGAACAUGUUGCAUAAUAUUGCCAUGGUAACUAGUGAAAUAAACAAAAAGUAGUCAUGACUUGAGAAUGAA